Aspergillus niger is the source of this 999-nucleotide messenger RNA. RefSeq lists its product as uncharacterized. The coding region runs from base 1 to 999 and encodes 332 amino acids. The transcript is spliced from 4 exons. NCBI's taxonomy places the organism in Eukaryota, Fungi, Ascomycota, Eurotiomycetes, Eurotiales, Aspergillaceae. Gene Ontology annotation, biological process: L-methylmalonyl-CoA metabolic process. Gene Ontology annotation, molecular function: methylmalonyl-CoA epimerase activity. The record is from RefSeq and is a predicted model, not a curated record. Gene Ontology annotation, cellular component: mitochondrion.
AUGGCUUCCUGUCAUGGAGCAUCUAUUCCGGACAUUACAGCCAUUGGCCCAAAUCAGGAGUCAAUAGCCACCUGGAGGAAGAGGUGCGGUAUCCAGCCGGAGAAGCAGAUUCGCCUGGAUUUACUAACGGCUCUAACAGAUUUCGGCAUGUACAUUUCCAAACAAACGAAUGACGAGGUCUGGUAUCGGGGUUAUGGGGUUGACCAGUACGUUUACUACGCCAAAAAAGGAGAUAAAAAGUUCCUGGGAGGAACAUACGAGGUAGAAUCGUAUGCAGACUUGGAAAGAGCCUCUCAACUUCCAAAUGGGUCCGCCAUUCACGAAUUGAUUUAUGCACCUGGCGGAGGUUAUAUGGUCACCAUUAUUGAUCCUGAAGGGUUCCCUGUGAAUCUGAUGUACGGCCAACAGCCUGCAAAGCCAGGGGAGUAUCCGGAAAACUUGAUCUUCAACACCGAGACAGAAAAGCCACGCAUUCGCAAAUUCCAACGAUUCGUUGAGGGCCCUGCACCUGUUCACAAGCUGGGUCAUUACGGUCUAUGUGUCAAAGACUUCUCUGCAAUGGUCGCCUUCUACACUACAACAUUUAAUUUGGUCCCUACUGAUUUCCUCCAUGUUGGGGAGGGAAAUGACAAAACCAAUGUCGCAGUCUUUGCGCACAUUGAUCGGGGAACUGAUUAUGUGGAUCAUCACACCUUUUUCAUGAGCACCAACAGCACUUCCCACGUCCAUCACUGUUCCUUUGAAGUACAUGACUUCGACACUCAAAAGCUGGGACAUCAGUGGCUAGCAAAGAGGGGGUAUACGCCUGUCUGGGGAGUAGGAAGGCAUAUAUUAGGCUCGCAGAUCUUCGACUACUGGUGGGAUACAACAGGGAACAUGAUUGAACACUAUGCCGAUGGUGAUAUUGUCAACGAGAAAACACCAAUCGGGUACGGACAAGCAGGGGAUUCCUCCCUAGCAAUCUGGGGGCCAGAUGUCCCCGCAUGGUUCCUCAAGUAA